Galeopterus variegatus (Sunda flying lemur) is the source of this 2704-nucleotide messenger RNA. RefSeq names its product phospholipase A2, group XV (gene PLA2G15). Gene Ontology annotation, biological process: phosphatidylcholine metabolic process; ceramide metabolic process. The record is from RefSeq and is a predicted model, not a curated record. Gene Ontology annotation, cellular component: lysosome. The transcript has 6 exons. Bases 49 to 1287 code for a protein of 412 amino acids. NCBI's taxonomy places the organism in Eukaryota, Metazoa, Chordata, Mammalia, Dermoptera, Cynocephalidae.
CCUGAACACUGAACCCGCACCUCGGACCUGCAGCCGCCGUCGCACGCCAUGGGUCUCCGCCUUUGCCCCUACUACGCGGUCUUCCUCCCGGGUGGCCUCCUGUUUCUUCUGCUGCUGCUAAUGCUGUUCGCGGACCCAGGGCUGCUGGCUCAACGUCACCCCCCGGUGGUGCUGGUGCCCGGUGAUUUGGGUAACCAGCUUGAGGCAAAGCUGGACAAGCCGACAGUUGUUCAUUACCUCUGCUCCAAGAAGACUGACAGCUACUUCACACUCUGGCUGAACCUUGAACUGCUGCUGCCUGUCAUCAUUGACUGCUGGAUCGAUAAUAUCAGGCUGGUUUACAACAGAACAUCCAGGGCCACCCAGUUUCCUGAUGGUGUGGAUGUGCAUGUCCCUGGCUUCGGGAAGACCUUCUCAUUGGAGUUCCUGGACCCCAGCAAAAGCAGUAUGGGUUCCUAUUUCCACACCAUGGUAGAGAGCCUUGUGGGCUGGGGCUACACACGGGGUGAGGAUGUUCGAGGGGCCCCCUAUGACUGGCGCCGAGCCCCAAAUGAAAACGGGCCCUUCUUCCUGGCCCUCCGCAAGAUGAUCGAGGAGAUGCACCAGCUGUAUGGGGGCCCCGUGGUGCUGGUUGCCCACAGCAUGGGCAACAUGUACACGCUCUACUUUCUGCAGCGGCAGCCGCAGGCCUGGAAGGACAAGUAUAUCCAUGCCUUCGUGGCACUGGGUGCGCCCUGGGGGGGCGUGGCCAAGACCCUGCGUGUCCUGGCCUCAGGAGACAACAACCGGAUCCCCGUCAUUGGGCCGCUGAAGAUUCGGGAGCAGCAGCGGUCUGCUGUCUCCACCAGCUGGCUGCUCCCCUACAACUAUACUUGGUCCCCUGAGAAAGUGUUUGUGCACACACCCACAAUCAACUACACACUGCAAGAUUAUCAAAGGUUCUUCCGGGACAUUGGCUUUGAAGAUGGCUGGCUCAUGCGGCAGGACACAGAGGGGCUGGUUGAAGCCAUGAUGCCACCUGGCGUGCAGCUGCAUUGCCUCUAUGGCACUGGUGUCCCCACACCAGACUCCUUCUACUAUGAGAGCUUCCCCGACCGCGACCCUAAAAUCUGCUUUGGCGACGGCGAUGGCACUGUGAACUUGCAGAGUGCUCUGCAGUGCCGGGCCUGGAGCAGCCGCCAGGAGCACCAAGUGUCAUUGCAGGAGCUGCCAGGCAGCGAGCACAUUGAGAUGCUGGCCAAUGCCUCUACCCUGGCCUACCUGAAACGUGUGCUCCUUGGGCCCUGAUUACUGUGCCAGCUGGGGCUGCUGGAUGGCUUGACCAUGGGGCUUGGUCUCUGGGGCUGUCAUGACCCACGAGUUUAGCAAAGCGUGUGACCGACCAUUCAAGGUCUUGGGUCUUGGGCUGUGAAGCAUCUGCCAUAGGGAAGUGCUGUCUCUUAUCCUCCCUCUGUGGCAGUCAAGAAGGAAGAAAUAAGAGUCUGGACUUGAGACAUCCUUGAUGGAAAGAAUGCUGCUGAUGGAGGAAUUGUUGUGACUUCGGGACUGGUUCUGCAGGUGGAUUGGCUGGCAUGUGGCCCCAAUCCCCAGUUCCAGGGCCAUGCAUUUCUUCUACCCCUAUGGCCUUUUCACACUCGCCCACUGGGCCAUGGCCCCUCAGCCUUCCUGUUAUGGAUUUUACUGAGCUGUGGUCCCUGCCCCCAUAGGUCCCAGGGAUAGGCUCCUGGCCCCUUGGCCCCUCGGGUGACUCUUCCCACACACUGGUCACAGGUAGGUCUGCCAUUGGCCAUGGGUGGCUGGAGCUGCUGGCUUCCCUGUGGCCUAGCUGGUAGACGGCCUGACUGGUUUCCUGGGGGCAGUCCAGUAGUCCCUGCAGGCAGGGGCAGUUUGUUUUGUUUUGUGUAGUUCCCAGGUCCUGAGGCAUUUACUCCACUCCUACCUCCCUCACCUCCAAGAGCAGCCUAGCUCUGGAUUAGGCAACAGAUGGUCCCCCGGUUCUGGGACCAUGCCCCAGGGGCCCUGAUCACCUCGAUUGAGCUGUUGGCCCCAGUACUGAAGCUGGCUUCCUUUGCCCUGGGACUGUGGUUCAAGAAUGAGAGCAGAGCCCAGUGCUGUGGCCUUCUAGGUACGCAUGAAGAAAGGGAGCUCAAAGAGGUAGCUGAAGCUGCUCAGAGCUGCCCUGAGUUGCCCUCUUACUAACCCCAUCACCGCAUUGCCAGCUGCUCUAAGCUGUCUCCAGUAUCAAAUGGGGCUGGCACAGGGUGGAGAGGUGAUGGGGCUCCUGCCCACCAUUCCCAGAACCUACUUCCACUAGGCAGCUGAGUGGUAUUUCGUUUGCAGGAACUAGCCCCAAAACUUGGGUGGGUCCUUGAGACAUUCAGGUACCUUGGGGACUCCCUGGGGGUCUUCUGUCUGCUCCAGGGAUGCUGCAUCGGUCUCCCUGUGAUAGCAUGGAGAGUCUGGGCCUGCCUUGCUGGCAGUGGGCUCCAAGUGGGUGACUGGCUAUCCGCCAAGACUUGAGUCCAGCCUCUAGAUUAGGGUCCCAAAGGACUGUGCUGCUCUCCCACAGAGUUUCUGUGGAGAUGGAUUUUUCCUGUUAUGUACAUGCCCAGCAUCUGUCUCUUUGUUCCUGAAUGGUGGGCUCUGCCUGGGGUUCUGAGCACGCUGUACCUCGAUUCUGACAAUAAAAGUAUUCUGGAUGCUA